Messenger RNA from Blastomyces gilchristii SLH14081, 3778 nucleotides. RefSeq lists its product as uncharacterized. The transcript has 4 exons. The record is from RefSeq and is a predicted model, not a curated record. Lineage: Eukaryota; Fungi; Ascomycota; Eurotiomycetes; Onygenales; Ajellomycetaceae. The coding region runs from base 1796 to 2779 and encodes 327 amino acids.
UACUCCGUACAUUAUUACAUCUGCAUUUCUGGACGGUAAUGGCCAAUACACGAAUGGCGAGGCCAAGCCUGUAACGUAUUGAUAUCCGUGUAUCAAUACGUAAUUUAUCGAACAAUCGAACCAGACGAUACCGCCAGCCGCCAGCUGGUGCAGGUGAGUUCGGAGCGGUCUGUCUGCAGACACCGGACAACGUUUUGUGGCUUGAAAGCGCUCGCUCUAAAUGGAGCCUUUUUGGAUACCCAUCGGGGAGGAGAUGUGAAAUGUGGCCUGCUGGAUGGAGCCUCCAUGAUGAGAAGCAGCACAGAGCACUUGGGCUGCUUUGUGGAGUAUAUAUAUUUAUUUAUGCGGUUUCAGUAUCCUAGAGCAAGCUGUCAAGAGCUGCCCUACCUUGAGCCACGGAGUAGCUCGGAGAGAUUGUCAAGCUGACAGACCAAGCAAACCCAGCCAGCCAGCGUCGUUCAGCACUGGGAGCGCCUUUACUGAGAGGAGAGUCAGUCAGUCAGGUACCGGGCAACCUCCUACCAAAGCCAGGGGUGACGAAAAUGCCGGGAAAACGAGAAUUAGCCGUCAUUUCAAAAAGGUACAUUUAAAUACGGGCUAUCCUUGCGCCGGCGCGCAUAGCAGAGACCAGUCAAGGCGUUCCGGAAGUGGCUUUUCGCAAGAAGGACACCAGCCGGUGCAACGGAGAGCACGUCUCUGACUGGCUGGUGAGCGGGAGCUUGUGGUUUGCCAGCAUAGGCUUCGACUGGUGAGUUCGACGAUGCGCCGAUACCACUUGGCAUCCUGUUUCUGGAGUGUUUUUUCACGCGGGAAGCUCUGCCAUUCUGUAACCCCAGUGGUCCAGCGAACGAGCACUGGCCACUACCGAGCGGGCUGGGAGGUAAUUUAAUGUUGACGGCGCCGCCAUCAAUACCCGCAGAUACCUUGGUACGGUAUACAGAUACCCGACCCGCAGCCCCGGCCGGGAAGCCCUGCUCGAAGGUGGAGCCUGCGCUGGAAUUUCCUCGAGGCGAGCAUCAACUCCCCCGCCCGUCAAGCGGUGCCGUCGUGGUGGACACAGCCGUACUGCAUGUAUACCGCUAAACAGGGCGGCUGUAUUGGGCGCUCUCCUCUUUUCUCCUCUUUCUCGUUUUCCUCUUCUUCUCGCUGUUUUCCCGUUCUUCUUGCUUCUUCUCUUUUGCUUCCGUUCCUCAACCUCACCACCACCCUCUCCCAUCCCUCCUUCGCCGACACACUCGACGUCCAAACCAUCUUGGGUGCUGGAAUUGCGCCCUCUCUCCCGUCGCCUCUGUUGGGACCGCAUCCGGUUCUCGUUUGCUGUUCAGCUUCCAUCAAUUCAACACCAGUACCAGGUUGCUGACUUCCAAAGUCGCCUAAUUGUCAAAAUAUCCACUCGAAUCAGCGCGAAAGGAUAUCCGGGAUCAAGACUCUGGCUCCACACAACACAACGAAUAUCCGUCUGACCUACUGAUCAAUCCCAUCGAUCGAGCGUCUACAUAUCGUCCUACCAACAACUCCACGCCACGCAUGAGCAUAUUCACAUCCAACUCUGCACCUUCCACUCCGACAUAUAAUACGAGAAGCUCCCAACCAAUUACACCGAUUUGAAUUUCGAUAUCGACUGGUCUCCGCCUGGGCCUGUAUUCUGGAUUGAGUGGGUUGCAGUGGUACUCGAAAUUCCGACAUCCUGGUUUCCUUAAGUCUUGGAAAGCCGUAUAUUUAAUUGUUCAUCCGUCCUCAUCAACAUUUUAAAUUUGCCUGAAUGCCCAUCUAAGUCGCUCCCGUUACCGAUACUAUGACUGAGCCAACGACUCCCGCGAAGAACGGCGCGGAGAAAGACGACGGACUUGGAAAGUACAUGAAGCGGGUGAAGACCGUGCUCAAGGGUCGAAAUAGAGCAUCCGUUUCGAGCAUGACGGACAUUAUCGGCGAAUCCAGCAAAGCUGGAGAGAAAGCAGCAGUUACUUCUAGCAAGCCAGCCGCAACUACCGUGAAGAAGACCUCUGCAGAGCCUGUACAGGUUCAUCAAUGGAGCACCCUCCAGCAAGAGAAAGCGCGUGCUUUGUUCGCCAAGUACGGGUUGACUUUGGAGCCGAGCGAAUGGAUGUCGAAACCUGCGGACCGGAGCGUGCAGCGAGUUGAGAAGCCGGUCCGUAUGAGAGUUCGCCGCAACUGCCAUCGCUGCCUCACCACCUUCGGUGCGGACAAGGUGUGCGCGGGCUGCCAGCACUUGCGAUGCAAGAAAUGCUUCCGCUACCCGCCUGCGAAGCCCAAGGACGGAUGCCUUGAGAAAGACAAGGCCAAGGCAGCAGAUGUCCCUAAGAAAGCUGUUCUUACGAUUCCCUCACGCACGGGAGGCCAAGAUCUCGUCCGCAAGCCGAUCAGACAGCGAGUCCGCCGCACCUGUCAUCACUGCCAGACGCUGUUCAUUGGAGAUGCCACUGUGUGUUCAGAGUGCGAGCACAUUCGCUGCAAGAAGUGUCCUCGAGAUCCACCGAAACUGAAUAAGUAUCCCGAUGGUUACCCUGGAGAUGUCGAACCGCCCUUCGAGCCUCAAGAACGCGUCUGGCGGAAACCGAGACGCCGGGUAAGAUGGACAUGUCACAAUUGUUCGAAGUUGUUCCAGGCGGGAGACAGGGUUUGUCCAAGCUGUCAGCAUGAGCGGUGCUCGGAUUGUAUUAGAGACCCACCAAAGAAGAUCAAACCCGAACCAGAUCCGGAACUUCUCCGACGAGUGGAAGAGCGGCUUGCUAAGGUAUCGAUUUCUGCGUCAACUUAGCAGCUCGUAUAGGUAGUAGCCCUGGGCAUUUUCACCGUGUUUUCUUAUUUCUGAAUCACCGUCCGUCCAUGCUGUUGCCCACUUUUUCUCCUUGUUCAUUUUGAGUAACUAUUUCCUUAUGCGAUUUUGACUCAAUCUUUUCUCUUCUCCGCGAUCUAUGCUCUUAAUUUCUCAUCUCGGCACUCCCCAUCUAUAUCUAUAUCUCUAUCUGCAAUCUUGCUUGUCCAGCUUUUCCUCCCGCAUUUUUGUCCACCCCCACGACCCCUUGAUGACCCUAACGGUACUUGAGCGAACAAUCAAAAUUCACUUUGCCCCGUAAUAAAGCAAUCAGCCAAUCCAGCAGCUUCUUGUCCCUCUCAAUUCAUUCAUUCAUUCAUUUCAUUCAUUUAUUCAUUCAUCCAUAUCUCUUUUCCCGAAAGCGUUCUGCAGCUCUCCCGCUACUACCCCCUUUAUCCUUUUCCCUUCUAUACCCAACAUUAUUAGAUAACCAAGUAUCUCUAUAUGUUACCUUGAGAGAAUUGAUCUAUUGGUGAAUUUCUUUGUCGAUAUAUAUACACUCCUCCCCCGGCCUACUAUUUCACAGCGUCUCACGUUUCCACGCGCCUUCAUCCUCAACUUGUCUUGCAUAUGGAUUCUCAACGUGUGUUGGACAACUCUCGCUAUUCUUUUUCUACGUUUCACACUCUUAUCUUCCUAUAUCCUCUCCCGAACGCACCAUCAACUCAAAUUUGAGGAUACUUGUUCCUUUUUUACACAUAUUUGACUCAUUCUUGGAAAUACCCACUACCCAAAUUUAGUAAACGAAUGAACUUGUUAUCUAUCGCCAGCUCUCUCGCCAGUUGAUAUAUGUGAUACUGUCUUAACCAAAUACUGUGUCUCAAUUUGAUAUAUUCCUGUGACUCCUUUCCCACUGAACCCUCCUUACUAGUCAGAGGCUGGGGAGCGGGCAGCGUACGUAUAGAUGGAUAGUUUUGCUAGUUGAGGGAAACGCAAACCCAU